This is a messenger RNA of Aphidius gifuensis, 3197 nucleotides long. It is a transcript of the gene Fcp1, whose product is annotated as RNA polymerase II subunit A C-terminal domain phosphatase. NCBI's taxonomy places the organism in Eukaryota, Metazoa, Arthropoda, Insecta, Hymenoptera, Braconidae. The coding region runs from base 810 to 2903 and encodes 697 amino acids. The transcript has 6 exons. The record is from RefSeq and is a predicted model, not a curated record. Gene Ontology annotation, molecular function: RNA polymerase II CTD heptapeptide repeat phosphatase activity. Gene Ontology annotation, cellular component: nucleus.
CGUCUUUUCAUAAAAGUCUUGCAAAUAUUUGUUAAAUAUUUUAUUAAUAAUAUUAAUUUAUAAAAAAUAAAUUGUCAUAAAAUUACAGAUAAUUUUGUUGAAGCAUAAGUAAAUUUAAAAAAAUCAAAAUCAUUUAAUUAAUAACAAUUGCUAACAAUUAACAAUUAAUAUACGUUCAACAAAUUAAUAAUAAAAAAAAAAAGCGUCGUUGUUUAUGUGUUUUAUUUUUAUUGGUGCAUGUGGUAUGGCUCCAAACAAACAAGCAUCGUUGUUAUUGCAUUAGAAUUAUGUCACAUAUGUGUGUUUAUACAAUUCUCCCGCGCAAAAACGUCAGACAAAAAAAAUAAUUAUUAAUUAAUCAAGUAAUAAUAAUCAUACCAAUAAUAAAUUAAUAUUUAAUAUAAAUAUAAUAUAUUUUUCGUCGAAUUGUAAUAAUAAUUAGAAAAAAAUUCGAAUUAAAAUGUCGAAAAUUGAAGUGGCAUUUCCUCGUGAUGAAAAAGCUGAUGUUAAAAUAAUAAAAUGGAAAGUAUCAAAAGGUACAAUAUUAUCAGCUGGAAGAGUAUUGUUAUCUUAUCAAACUGUUAAUAGUAAUAAUCCUGAUGAAAAAAAAAUUGAAAAAAAAUUACGUUCAACUGAAUUUGGAAGAGUCACUGAACUUUUUGUUCGUCAGGGUGACAUUGUACAACCUGGGUAAAAAUUUUUAUAAUUAUUUAAUAAAUAUACCUUAUUGUUGAUAGAUAUUACCUUGCCCAAAUGUUGUUUAGCAUGAUGAUAAUAAAUUAGUGUUGGUAUAAUGACAAUGUACAGUGAUGAAAGAUCUAAAUGUGGUGAACGUGAAGAAUCAAGAUGUUAAUAAUAAAAAAAUAACACAAGCAAGUGUACCAAUGUUACACAGUAUACCAGAAUUAAAAGUAUGCCCAGAAUUAGCUGAAAAAAUUGGUAAAGCUGAUGAAGAAAGAUUAUUGAUGGAUAAAAAAUUAGCAUUACUUGUUGAUUUAGAUCAGACAAUUGUUCAUACAACACAUGAAAAUGUACCACCAAAUAUGAAGGGUGUUAAACAUUUUCAAUUACAUGGUAAUAAUUCACAGUGGUACCACACCAGACUAAGACCUGGUACAGAACAUUUUUUAACUGAAAUGAGUAAAAUUUAUGAAUUACAUAUUUGUACAUUUGGAUCAAGAUCAUAUGCUCAUAAAGUUGCUGAGGUACUUGAUGAAAAAGGUGAAUUAUUUUCACAACGUAUAUUAUCAAGAGAUGAAUGUUUCAAUCCAGUUUUAAAAGCAGCAAAUUUACAUGCAUUGUUUCCUUGUGGUGAUGAUUUGGUUUGCAUUAUUGAUGAUCGAGAAGACGUUUGGCAAGGAUGUGGUAAUUUAGUACAAGUUAAACCGUAUAAUUUUUUUAGACAUACUGGUGAUAUUCAUGCUCCACCUGGUCUUGAAAAAAAAGAUAAAUUACGUCAAAUAAUUGAGGAUAAAAAUCAAGAAACAAAAGAUGAUAAAAUAAUUAAAGAAUCUGAAGAUGAUGCUACUAAUUUACAGGAUAAAGAUAAAAAUAUUGAAGAAAAAAUAAUUGAUCAAUCAAAAGAUAUUACAGAAAUUAAAAUAGAAGAAGAAAUUGUUAAUAAAGAAGAAGAAAAAGAAGCAAAAGUUGAAGAACAACAAGAACUAAUGGAAAGCCAAGAAAAAGUUGAAGAAGAAAUUGAAAAUAAAGACGUUGAAAUUGAUGAUGACACCAGUCGAGUAUUGGAGCAAGCUGAAGAAAUGACAAAGCAAGUUGAUGAAUCAAAUGAAUCAUCAGCAAAAGAAAAUGAUUUACCAGUGAAGGAUGAUUUAGAAGAAAGAAUAAUACCAGUUGAUAAUAAAAAAAAAAAUAAUAUAGAAAAAAAACCUGUAUCAAUUGAGGAUGAUGAUGAUGAUCAUGAUGAUUACUUGUUGUAUCUGGAAGAUAUAUUAAGAAGAAUUCAUUCAGAAUUUUAUGAUAAUAUUGAAAAAAAUCAACGAAAGCCAUUAAAAGAAAUUAUUCCAAAUGUUAGAGCAAGAGUUUUAAAAGGUUUACAAUUAACAUUCAGUGGAUUGGUACCAACUAAUCAAAAUUUAUAUCAAAGUAGACCAUACAAAGUUGCUCGAGCAUUUGGAGCAGAUGUAUCAGAGGAUUUGGAUGAUAAAACAACUCAUCUUGUUGCUAUUCAACCAGGCACAGCUAAAGUUCAUGCAGCUAAAAAAUAUAAUAAAAUUAAAAUUGUCAAUUCAGAUUGGCUAUGGUCUUGUGCUGAAAGAUGGGAGCUAGUUGAUGAACGACUUUAUCCAUUAUCAUUGAAGGCACGAGGAUCAAGAGUACCACCUCCACAUUGUAGUAGUCCUGGUCGAGUAGAGGAGAAUAUUGUUAAUUACACAUUUGCAAGUAGCAUAAAUCCUCUGAUGUCAUUUACAAAAGAAGAAAUUGACGACAUGGGUAACGAAGUUGAAGAGGACAUGAGUGAAUCUGAAAUGGACAACACAAAUGUUACUCCUGAUGAUUCACCAACAAAAAGGGACUACAAUGACGAUAGUGAUUCAUCAGAUGACUGUGAAGGAGCACCAGCAAAACGUGUCAAAGUAUCAAGCAAAGAUUUAUCAAAUGAUUCAGAUGAUGAUGAUGACGAUGAUAAUACAAAUGCAGUUUAUGGUGAGCCAAAUAUUGGUGAAGAUGAAAAUGAUGAUGCUGAUGAAGACAAAGAAGAUAAAGAUGACGAAGAAGAUCCAGUUACAAUAUUUCGUAGAGGUGGAGGUUUACCAGAUUAUCUUGAUCUUGGUGAUAAUUCACAAGACUCAGUUGAUCCCGAGGAUGAUGAUUAUGCUGAUGAAGAUGACGGUGAAUGGAAUGAAAUGGGUGCUGCUCUUGAAAGAGGUUUUUUGUCUGAUUAAAAAUUAAUUUAUAUUUUUUAAAAAAUUAAAAAUUUUGACUAUUAAAUGUUCUGUGAUUAAACAUUAUACGACGAACAAUCAGAUUGUAAAAUUAUAAAAGAAAAAUGUAAAUUUAUCAAUUGAACAUACUUGUAUUUGAAUUUAAAAGUAACUCUUCAUUUAAGUAUUGUUUUAAUAAAAAAAAAAACGUUUGAAUUGUUAACAAUCAUAAAAUUAAAAUUGUAUUGUUUUUUUUUUUUUUUUUUAAAUUAUUAUUAACAUUGUUUUUAAUGUAAAAAUAAAUGAUUGAAUGAA